AUGGCCAACAAAGACCACAAGGAUGCGGAAGAGGUUGAGUAUGCAGCCGAUACACAGGGCAAGGUCCCUGGCACUAUCUUACCACUCAUAAUGCCACCCUCCUUAGCCGCACUUUCAGAGAGCGAGCUAGAGAAGGUCAAGCGUCGAGCAACUCUAAAGCUGGAUGCGCAAAUCAUGCCGUGCAUGGUGUUGAUGUACAUCAUGAAUUAUCUCGACCGGCAAAACAUCGCUGCGGCCAAGCUUGCCGAGAUUGAAAAGGAUUUGAAAAUGACGGACGUGCAGUAUCAAACGUGUGUCAGCAUUUUGUUUGUGGGAUACAUUUUAAUGCAGGUCCCAUCGAAUAUCAUAGUCGGGAAAAUCAAAGCACCAGGCGUAUACAUUUGUUUUUCAAUGGGACUUUGGGGCGCUCUUUCAGCCUGCACAGCUGCAGUCCACAAUGCCUCUGGUCUAAUGGCUUCCCGUUUCUUUCUGGGAUUUGUCGAGGCCGUGUUCUUCCCUGGCGCCCUUUUUUACAUGUCGUUAUUCUACACUAAGAAGCAGUACACACUUCGGACAGCCAUUCUGUAUUCGGGUUCGCAGCUUGGCAAUGCCUUUGGUGGACUCUUUGCUGUUGCAAUUUUGAAGUUGGAUGGCCAUCAUGGUCUGGAGGGUUGGCGAUGGCUCUUCCUAGUCGAGGGUGCUGCUACCAUUGGUCUGGCCAUAAUACUCGCAUUUAUUCUGCCCAACUCGCUGAAAUCCCUCACUGGGUUUAAUGAGAUCGAGAAGGAGUAUCUGUUGUGGAGUUUUGAGGAAGAUCAAGGCCAGCAAGAUAAUGCCGAUGAAGUCAGCGCCUACAAGGGUGUUAUGAUGGCUGUAACAGACCCAAAGACUUGGCUUCUGAUGGGCACACUUUACUCUAUUUACAUUGUGGGGGCUGUGACCAACUUCUUCCCUUCGGUAGUAGCAACCCUCGGAUAUUCUCGUAACAAGACAUAUGGCCUUACUGCGCCACCUUAUGUUCUCUGCGUCAUCGCGAUGAUCAUCAACGGAUUUCACUCGGACAAGAAACAAGAGCGUUACUUGCACAUAGUUUGCCCAAUGAUUGUUUGUCUCGCGGCCAACAUAAUUGCCGUCUCCACGCUGAACACGGCCGCUCGCUACGUUGCCAUGAUGCUUCUGCCAGGAUCCUUCUAUUCGGCAGGCGUUGUUGUUCUGUCCUGGGUAGCUGGAACCAUAUCGCAGCCUUCAAUCAAGCGAGCGUCCGCCAUUGCUAUAAUCAACUCUAUCUGCAAUACCCCUAACGUCUGGGGCUCAUACCUCUAUUAUUCCGAGCCACGCUACCUAACCGCCUUCUUGGUUAAUCUUGCCGCCUCUGUUUUAACCGUCAUCUUAGCCACCGGAACUCGAAUUUAUCUACGCCGCCAGAACAACAAACUGGAUCGGGGCCAAGAUACAGGGCGGAAUGGUCCAACCCCUGCGCAGGUUGCUGCGGGUUUCCGCUACACGAUCUAA
Molecule: messenger RNA, 1491 nt
Organism: Penicillium waksmanii
Lineage: Eukaryota; Fungi; Ascomycota; Eurotiomycetes; Eurotiales; Aspergillaceae
Exons: 8
Coding region: 1-1491 (496 amino acids)
Biological process (GO): transmembrane transport
Cellular component (GO): membrane
Molecular function (GO): transmembrane transporter activity
Source: RefSeq, a predicted model, not a curated record